UACUGUUCCAUACAAAACAAUAAUGGAACAGCUGAAGGGGCACUUUUCGCCGCAGCCCUCAGUGGUGGCUUGUCGAAAUGCCUUCUACGCAAAGCGGCAAGCCCCUGGGGAAACCAUAACUGGGUUUGUGACCUCUCUCCGCCAAGCCGCCCGGUUCUGCAACUUCUCAGAGCUGGAGAACAUGCUUCGUGACCGCCUCGUCGGUGGCCUGAAGGAUGAGAAGCUGCAACGACGCCUCUAUGCUAAGAAGAACCUAACGUUCCAGGUCGCUCUGGAGGAGGCCCUGGCAACAGAAGCUGCCGAGAGGUCGACGCAAGAGGCACGGCAGAGCCAGCUGUCCCAACCGAGGGUCCACCACGAAGACCUCACCGACGACUCAGGAUCCGACAGGGAGGAGGUGCACCGAGUACAGCAGCGCACUCAAGCAGCCCACAUACCACAGCUGCCUCGACGAGAAGGAGGGAACUGCGCAAGCUGUGGAGAAAGUCACGAGAGGAGGACCUGCCGUUUCCGCAACGCAGAGUGCAGGCAGUGCAGAAAAUUGGGACACAUCGCCCGGGUGUGUCGGGCUCGGCCCACCCGACGCCAGGCAUCAGAUGACCAAUCCAAGAGCCCCAGGUCCCGGGGCCCAACGCACCAAGGCAACUCGACGGAGCUCACGGACUUCCAGGGAUUCCUGGCGUCACCCCCUUCUUCGAUGAUGUGUUGAUUGCCGGGCCCACACCAGAGGAGUUUGAGGACCGCCUCCGCACCAUUCUGCACCGUUUCCAGACAGCGGGUCUCAAGGUGAAGCGGGAAAAAUGUCUACUAGGAGUGCCUCAGGUGGACUUUCUGGGAUUUAUGGUGGACGCAGAAGGGGUCCACCCGACUGGGGACAAGGUACGGGCCAUUUGUGAUGCCCCAGCGCCCAAGAACAAGACUGAACUUCAGGCCUUCUUGGGACUAUUGAACUUUUACCAUUCCUUCCUUCCCCACAAGGCGGCGGUAGCAGAGCCCCUACACAGACUCCUGGACAAGCGGGCCCCUUGGGUGUGGGGCCAGCGCCAGGAGGCCGCAUUCCAGGCAGUCAAGGACUUGCUUGUCUCAAACUCGGUCUUGGCACACUUCGACGAGAGGCUGCCGGUGGUGCUAGCAUGCGAUGCCUCGCCCUAUGGAAUUGGC
Messenger RNA from Podarcis raffonei (Aeolian wall lizard), 1161 nucleotides. RefSeq lists its product as uncharacterized. The transcript has 2 exons. The coding region runs from base 23 to 709 and encodes 228 amino acids. The record is from RefSeq and is a predicted model, not a curated record. Lineage: Eukaryota; Metazoa; Chordata; Lepidosauria; Squamata; Lacertidae.